UCCGUUUAUCUCUGGGGACUUCUGGGACCACAGGCUCUUCUGGCCGCAGCCCACCAUGGGGCAUCCAGGCUUCCUCCUGCUCCUGUUUUUGCUCCCAGUGGCUGCAGCUCAGACACCCCCAGGCUCCUGCUCCGGAUGUGGGCCCCUGUCCUUGCCGCUGCUGGCCGGCCUCGUGGCAGCUGAUGCAGUCAUGUCCCUGGUCAUGGUGGGGGUGGUGUUUGCCUGCGCUCGCUCAGCUCACCGCCGGUCCCCCCAAGAAGAUGGGACAGUCUACAUUAACAUGCCUGGCCGUGGCUGAUCAACCUGUGACCUCUGACCUUCUCAUCCUGGACGGUGGAGCUGGCCUAAGAGCAU
Molecule: messenger RNA, 354 nt
Organism: Perognathus longimembris pacificus (Pacific pocket mouse)
Lineage: Eukaryota; Metazoa; Chordata; Mammalia; Rodentia; Heteromyidae
Gene: Hcst
Product: hematopoietic cell signal transducer
Exons: 4
Coding region: 56-298 (80 amino acids)
Biological process (GO): positive regulation of phosphatidylinositol 3-kinase/protein kinase B signal transduction; regulation of immune response
Cellular component (GO): membrane
Molecular function (GO): phosphatidylinositol 3-kinase binding; signaling receptor binding
Source: RefSeq, a predicted model, not a curated record